Messenger RNA from Phaethon lepturus (White-tailed tropicbird), 2151 nucleotides. It is a transcript of the gene TRIM36, whose product is annotated as tripartite motif containing 36. NCBI's taxonomy places the organism in Eukaryota, Metazoa, Chordata, Aves, Phaethontiformes, Phaethontidae. The transcript has 10 exons. The coding region runs from base 196 to 2151 and encodes 651 amino acids. Gene Ontology annotation, molecular function: zinc ion binding; protein binding. The record is from RefSeq and is a predicted model, not a curated record.
AAGGGCAUCGAAAGAGAGCUCAUCUGCCCGGCAUGCAACGAACUAUUCACCCAUCCACUGAUCCUUCCUUGCCAGCACAACAUCUGUCACAAAUGUGUGAAAGAAAUACUCUUUGCAUUUGAAGACUCCCUGGCUGAUGGAGGCUCUGAAUCCUCUAAUCAGAGCAGCCCUCGGAUUAAAAUCUCUUCUUCUAGCAUGGACAGAAUUGACAGGAUUAGUAGAUCAGCCUCACAGAGGAGGUCUUUUGGGUGGAGAGGGAGAAAACGCAAUUCACUCACUCCUAGAUCAAGCAUAUUUCCUUGUCCGGGUUGCCAGCGGGAUAUCGAUCUCGGAGAACGUGGCAUCAAUGGCUUAUUUCGCAACUUUACUUUGGAAACCAUUGUGGAAAGAUACAGACAGGCAGCCAGGGCAGCCAUUGCUAUUAUGUGUGAUUUCUGCAAACUUCCACCUCAAGAGUCCACAAAGAGCUGCAUGGACUGCAGUGCAAGCUAUUGCAAUGAAUGUUUUAAAAUACAUCAUCCCUGGGGAACUGUGAAAGCUCAGCAUGAAUAUGUAGCACCAACUACCAACUUCAGACCCAAGAUUUUGAUGUGUCCAGAACAUGAAAUGGAGAGGGUAAACAUGUACUGUGAAAUCUGCAGAAGGCCUGUUUGUCAUCUUUGUAAACUGGGUGGAUGUCAUGCAAACCAUAGAGUAACAACCAUGAGCACUGCCUACAAAACCCUUAAGGAUAAGCUUUCAAAAGCUGUCGAGUACAUCAUCAGUAAGGAGAGCCAGGUGAAAGCUUGCAUCACACAGCUGGAUGUGCUGCUGAAAGAAACAGAGUGCAACAGUGAAAGAGCUAAAGAAGAAGCAUCUCGGAGUUUUGAGAAAUUAUCUCAUGUCCUGGAAGAGAAGAAAAAUGCAGCUCUUAGGACAAUUGAAGCUUCUAAGAAUGUAAGGCUGGAAAAAUUGCAAGCACAAGCAGAAGAAUAUCAAGGGCUCCUGGAAAAUAAUGGCCUUGUAGGAUAUGCUCAAGAAGUGCUUAAGGAAACUGAUCCAUCUUGUUUUGUUCAAACAGCAAAGCAACUUCAUGCCAGAAUCCAAAAAGCUACCGAAUCUCUGAAGAGCUUCACGCCAGCAGCUGAAACUACUUUUGAAGACUUUGUGGUGGACAUAACCAAGCAAGAAGAGAUUCUUGGUGACUUGUCUUUCCAAUUCAAUGGUCUAGAAAUACCAGAAAUCAAUGAAGAGCAGAGCAGAAUGUACAACAAAGCUCUGAUCAGUUGGGAGAGUCCUGGGAAGACAGACUCAGCUGAUACCUGUAUUCUUGAGUAUCAUAAGCUUAAUAGAGAAGAGGAGAGUGUGAUAUGGCAGGAGAUCAAAGCUUGCAGCAAGAGCAAAGUAAUAUCCGAUCUUGAUAUCGACAGCAGCUAUGCCUUUAGAGUUCGAGCAUAUAAAGGGUCAAUCUGUAGCCCUUGGAGCCGAGAAGUUAUUUUGCGUAUGCCUCCAGCUCCAGUUUUGAGUUUUCUUUUUGAUGACAAAUGUGGGUACAACAGUGAACAUCUCUUGCUGAACCCAAGAAGAACCUCUGUGGAAAGUAGGGCUGGAUUUCCUCUACUGCUGGGAUCUGACUGCAUGCAGAUGGGAUGCUACACAACCCUGGAUUACAUUAUUGGUGACACUGGGAUUGCCAAAGGGAAGCAUUUCUGGGCUUUUCGUGUGGAAGACUAUUCAUACCUAGUGAAAGUGGGAGUUGUUUCCAGCAACAAGAUACAGAAAUUCUUCCAUAAUACCCAUGAUGUGAUCAGCCCAAGAUACGAUCAAGACAGUGGUCAUGACAGCGGGAGUGAAGACACCUCCUUUGACUCAUCACAGCCUUUCACACUGGUCACUUUAGGUAUGAAGAAGUUCUUUAUCCCCAUGACGCCUGGUGCCCCCAAGGAUCUGGCGAGCAGAAUCUUUCCCCUGCCGUCGUGCAUGGGCAUCUGCCUUGACUGGGACAAAGGAAAGGUGGGGUUUUACGAUGCUGGUUGUAUGAAAUGCCUUUAUGAGUGCAACGUGGACUGCUCUGGCAUAAUGUACCCAGCAUUUGCCUUAAUGGGUAGCGCGGCAAUUCGUCUUGAGGAAGCCAUCACAGCAACGGAUGGGGAGUACCAAGACAACAUCUAG